This is a messenger RNA of Penicillium malachiteum, 813 nucleotides long. RefSeq lists its product as uncharacterized. NCBI's taxonomy places the organism in Eukaryota, Fungi, Ascomycota, Eurotiomycetes, Eurotiales, Aspergillaceae. The transcript has a single exon. The record is from RefSeq and is a predicted model, not a curated record. Bases 1 to 813 code for a protein of 270 amino acids.
AUGUGCAAACUCCUACCCCCCCCUUCUAGCGCCUGCUCGUCGACUCCUGAAUCACCUUCAAGCUCCGAUAUAGAGGGUCAAUUUUCAGAGCACCAAAACAGCACAUUCAACUCAGCGGCAAGCCCACUUAGCAGACAAUCGGUAAUUGAUGAUACUCGGAGUAGGCAAAAUGAUGAAUGUGAAUCACCUUACGUGGCGAUAUCAUCUAUUCAUCUCUCCAGCUCUACCAAUCAGCAGCAAGGCAAGGACUUCAAGUCGUAUCAUUUCACCUCGGCCGCAUCCCAGCAAUCCAUUCCAGGAAAUCAAAAUUUUGGAGAUUCAAACAACACAUCGCAUGAUAAUGAUGCAUACUUCCCAACGAAUUUGUCGCCAGACUCUGGUAUGGAGGAAGCUCUCAAUGACGAUGCUUUCGAAGCUUUCAACCCUUCACCGGAACCUGACCCUCCACUGUCAAUUGAUUUGUGGCAACGACUGUCAAUUGAUUGGUUGCAACGAUACGGUUGGGAGAUCGAUGAUAUGCUGCAGCAAAAUCAUGCGCCGAGCCUUGACCCACCACCGUCGACCGAUUGGGGGCAACAAUACGCGUGGAUAUUUGAUGAUAUGCUGCAGCAAAAUAGUGCGCCGAGACUUGACCCUACACCGUCGACCGAUUGGGGGCAACAAUACGUGUGGACGAUUGAUGAUAUACUGCAGCAAAAUCAUGCGCCGAAUAGCCUUGACCGCCCACCGUCGACCGAUUGGGGGCAACAAUACGUGUGGACGGUUGAUGAUAUACCGCGGCAAGGCCACUCAUCAUCACCCUCUUUUGCCUAG